This is a messenger RNA of Symbiodinium sp. CCMP2456, 3561 nucleotides long. The record is from the annotation of a GenBank genome assembly. NCBI's taxonomy places the organism in Eukaryota, Dinophyceae, Suessiales, Symbiodiniaceae.
AUGGUGGGCAUUGAGCAAGCCUACGAGGUCAGGUAUGUUCAGGUUCAAAGAGUCGUGCGGCCAAUGUUUGUGAAAGUGAAGCUGGAGGACUGGUGUCCUGCUUGCAGUGCCUGCCAGGACCUAGAACCGAGUUGCAACAUUACAUUCAGCGAUGGCCGGCCGCCCUAUGUCUGCUUUGCACGGACAGGAGACGGAGACAUCAUCAGGCGCUUCCCGGUUGUCGCGAGCAUUGGGUAUUACUUGGUGGCUUUCUAUUUUAUUCUAUCUGGGAUUCAACUUAUCUGCUCAGCGCUUGGAACUUGUCCUCUGGUUGCAUCGACUGUUCUGGCAGUUUUGACUGCCUUCGCUGGCGGCACAGGAGUGAUUUGCAAUUUGGCGCCGCAAAGAUCCACAUACCUCAAGAUCGCCCUAGGUGUGAUCCUGACGCAGUGCCUGUUCCUCAUCGUCUUGAUCUUCAUGUCCGAGGGCCACAGCAUUAAACUUGGUUGGGUCGACUGGUACAACCUCUUGGCAUUUGCCCUGAACACCUUCGCCUUAAAAGGACCUGAAGUCUUGGCCGGAUUCUUCGAGGUUGACCUGCUGUGUUGCGUGCCUUGGCUUCCAGGUUGCUUCAAUCAGUAUGGGCCUCAAGGCUGGGUGCCUCUCGACCGCGCCAUUUUUGCUCAGCCUUUCGACCGCGUGGGAGAGAUGAGAUCGAGGCAAUCAGCCAUUCCCUUUAUUCACGACAGCGACGCUGAGAUCAGUGAUCACAAGGUGCUUCCAGUGGUGGAAGAUAUGUCGCAGAGCUCCGAGUUGAACUGCCGUGGCUGGCGCUUGCUCUGCGAGGGGGAGCCGUUGAAGGCGAUUGACGAGUUCUCCAAGGCCAUCGACGUGGACAAGAACUGUGCCGAGGCCUUCAACAACAGAGGCAUCGCCAAGGAGAUUGCCGGCCAGAAUGAAGCUGCCCAACAGGACUACGAGAAGGCGGACAGCUUGGCAGCGGAGGGGAAGAGCGGGAAGAGGAGCCUCGAGUUGAACAGAAAGUGGAAGCCCAUUGGCUGGCAGGCCCGUGGUGAGCCCGAGGCCAAGUGCAAGGCGGAGGAGGCCGACUUUUUGCUCUCCUUCGCGAAUCCCGAUGCUGCGAAGAACAACCAAAUCUUGACCUUGCUGCAGCAGGGUGUUUGGUUCGGCGACCAGUGGGGUCCAGCCAGCUUCUGCCACGACAGAUCCCUCGGCAUGGGGGUGCAUGUAGUCGGUGGCGAGGCGCAGGGGAGACAGGAUCCGCGAUUCACGGACCUUGAUGUGGAGAAGGAAGUCGGCGAGUUUCCACGUUGGUUCGAGCACUACAAGCAGGCGGCCGAGGCGACCCGGCAUGGCAUCCUGAUCUUGCAACUGACCUCGGGCUAUUUCAAGUCCAAGGCCUGCCGUUGGGAGUUCGGCUACCUACGUCAGCCCAAGCUGGUCCACGUCUUUGUCAUGAGCGCCCAGGGCCCGUGGAUCGUGACCUGGCAGCAGCUGGCUGCAAAUGUCGGCCUUUGCCGACAAAUCUUCGGAGGGCUCGAGAAGCUUGAUGCCACAGAGCAGGAACUGCAGCAGCGUUUCCGGCAGUUUGCUUCAAAGUCUCAUGACGUUUCGAGCAUGGUGGCAGUAUAUCGUGUGACCGAAGCCGCAAAUCUGGUCGGAGCCCAAGAGCACCAAUCAUGGUGCGAAUUGCCCUUGUGGGAGGUCGCCUACGCCCUAGCCAUCAGUGGCCCCGGCCAAGAGAGUUUGCAUGGCAUGGCGUCUGCUGAGAUGCUCAUGACGCUGUGUGUAGCGACAGGGCAAAGCAAGCGUGCUCUAGUUUUGGGGAGCCAUCUGCUGGAGAUCGUGCAAAGAAAGUUCGGGCCAGACGAUCCUGUUGUUGCUGGCAUGUUGAACAACGUUGCAACUGCCUAUGGAAAAAUCGGUAACCAGCAAGAAAAGACAAAGCUGCUCGAGAAGGCACUGGCAAUUGUGAAAAAGCGCUUUGGGCCAGAAAGUCUGGAAAAUGUCUCGAUCCUGAGCAACCUGGCAGAUGCUUAUGCAGCACUGGGAGACUUCGACAGAAAGAAGCAGCUAGGCACCACAGUGCUGGGCAUCGUGAAAAAACACUAUGGGCCUGAGGAUGUGGAGGUCGGCCAUGCCCUGUUUCUGUUGGGAAGUGCCUUGUGGCAGUUGGAGGAACUGCCGGAAGCCAGAAAGCACCUUGAGGAGGCCCUGAAGAUUCGCGAGAAGAGCCUAGGAGCUGAGCACCCCGAGGUUGCAGAAACAAUGAACAACCUUGGAGGGGUUUACUUGCAUUCAAAAGAGGCGGGGGACCACCAGAGGGCGAAGGACCUUUUGAAACGUGCCUUGAAGAUCAAGAUGAUGCAUCUGGAUCCGAACCACUUGGGACUUGCCAAGGUCCUGACAAACUUGGGACAUGCGCAUGCACGAUUGGGCGACCCAGGGAUGGCCACCGGCCGCCUCACAGCUGCCCUCCGGAUCAAGGAGCUGCACUACGGCCAAGAGCAUGUGGAGCUUGUUGCCCCAUUGGUCAACCUUGGACUGGCAUACAGAGACGUGGGCUUCCAUGAGCAGCAGAGGGCUGUCCUGCAGCGGGCCCUCACGAUUGAGGAGCAGCAUUUUGGGCGUGAGCACUGGAAGCUUGGCAGGACUCUGGGGUCCCUUGCCAAUGCACACUCCGCUCUCGGUAGCCAUCGGAGCCAACAGGAAUUGCUUCAGCGGCAGUUGAAUAUCGAAGAACAGCGCUACGGCCAGGACCACCAAGAGGUCGCCAUCACAUUGGUCAAUUUGUCCACUGCCCAUUCCAAGCUGGGUGAGCUUGCGCUUGCAGAGAAGCUCUUGAAGAGGGCGUUGCCAACCCUUGCACGCAACGAGGGCGUUGAUCCUUCGGCUCUGGAACUUGCCCAGACGAACCUUGCUUCUUUGAAUCGGUUGCAAGUUGCCGCCAGUGCCGAGGGAAGCCGCAUGCUCAAAGAGGCACGGGAGCACUUCGGCUCUGAGCUUCAGGAUUCCGCAGCUCUAGCAGAUCUGGCCUGUGACCCAGGCGAAAUCCACUUGCAGGUUGUGCUGCAGGAGCAUGUGUUGGAAAUCGAAGCCAAUCGGCAUGGCGAGCUCGAGAUGGUUGCUGACCGGCUACGAUCUCUUAGCCGGCUGUACGAGCACGUGGGCGAGCGGCAGAAGCGGAAAGAAGCAUUGCAGCGGGCCCUGCAGAUCGAAGAGCGACGGAAGUCGCCAGAAUUCCGAAAGCUGGCAGAGACGGUGCGUAUGCUUGCUGACCCGAGACUUUUGGACAACUGUGGCCAGCAGAUGAUGCUGUGGGCUCGUGCGCUUGACAUUCUAGAGCAGAACUUCGGUGCAGACGACGCCGAAGCAGCAGACUUGCGGGCCAACAUGCGUCGGCUCCAUUACAAUAUGCUUUUGCAGGCAACCCUCUACAAAGCUGCUCUCGAAGCCUGCAGCGACAUGCUUGACCUGGGGGACCAGUCGUCCUUGGCCAGGGCGAAGAUUGAGGAGGCGGAGGACGUCCUGAGGGCCACUCCAGCUUGGCUCGCAAGCUGA